UAGUACCUUCUAAAGGCUCCACUCAUACUUGUAAAAUAACAGACUGGGUUUCAUUUGUCAAGUCAAAUGCCUCACCAGUCUUCAUCUUCCUUGGUCUUGAUAUUUCCUACCCAUUUCUCUUGCGCAUAUUAUCAAACACCUUGUGCGAAUUACACAGAGCUUCUGUUGAAUCCCUAAAGCCCAACGAUGGCUCGUUUCAGACUUCUCUCUCUUUUUGUGUUGAUUCUGAUUUCUCUUCUACUUCCACGCCUUGAUGAUGCUGCUGUAGUUGAAGAUGAUUUCAAAUGUUUAGAAGGAUUCAAGAAGUCUUUGGAUGAUCCAGCUGGGAAUCUGAAUUCAUGGAACUUUAAAAAUACUACCGUCGGAGCUAUCUGUAAGUUUACGGGUGUUAAUUGCUGGAAUGACAACGAAAAUCGGAUCAUCAGCCUUGCUCUUGCGAACAUGAACCUCGGCGGGAAGGUUACAGAGCCUGUACAGUAUUGUGCCAGCUUGACAACUCUUGAUCUCUCUGGUAAUCGUUUGUCUGGUCCAAUUCCUUCUCAAAUUUGUACUUGGCUCCCCUUUUUGGUAACCCUAGACUUGUCAGGUAACGAUUACUCUGGCUCUAUCCCUGCCGAUCUUGCUAAAUGCACCUUUUUGAAUAAAUUAUCGCUCAGUGAUAACAAGCUUACUGGAAAUAUUCCCCCUGAAUUUUCUAGUUUAGGUAGGCUCAAAAGUUUAAACAUGGCAAAUAAUCAACUCUCCGGUAGAAUUCCGGCAGCUUUUGACUCUGCCGAUUCGUCUAACUUUCACUUUGAGGGAAAUAGUCUCUGUGGUGGACCUUUGGGGAAAUGUGGAGGACUCAGUAAAAAAAGCUUAGCUAUUAUUAUUGCAGCAGGAGUCGUUGGUGCUGCUGCUUCUAUGUUGUUGGCUUUUGGUGCGUGGUAUUGGUUUUUCACCAAAGCCGGGAAGAGGAAGAGAGGGUAUGGAAUUGGGAGAGACCACUCUGAUAGUUGGGCUGAUAAGCUGAGGGCUCACAAGCUCACUCAGGUUAUGUUGUUCCAGAAACCGCUUGUCAAGGUUAAAUUAGCUGAUUUGUUGAUUGCCACAAAUGGCUUCAGGACGGACAAUGUCAUCAACUCAACUAGAAUGGGUACUACUUAUAAUGCUGUGUUACGUGAUGGUUCUGCACUUGCCAUUAAGCGGUUUAAUGCUUGCAAACUGAGCGAGAAGCAGUUUCAGGAUGAGAUGUAUAGGCUAGGGCAACUUAGGCAUCCUAAUUUGGUGCCACUGUUGGGGUUUUGUGUUGUUGAAGAGGAGAAGCUUUUGGUUUAUAAACACCUGUCAUAUGGUACUUUGUACUCAUUCUUGAAUGAGAAUGCAAGUGAAUUGGAUUGGCCUACUCGGUUUAGAAUUGGUUUAGGUGCUGCUAGGGGCCUUGCUUGGUUACAUCAUGGUUGCCACCCACCUAUCUUGCACCAAAACAUAUGUUCUAAUGUUAUUUUCCUCGAUGAAGACUUUGAUGCUAGAAUAAUGGAUUUUGGGCUGGCAAGGUUGAUGACGUCAGAUGCAAAAGAGUCUAGUUUUGUGAAUGGGGAGUUGGGUGAAUUUGGCUAUAUAGCUCCAGAGUACUCUAGCACAAUGAUACCUUCACUGAAAGGGGAUGCUUAUAGCUUUGGGGUAGUCCUUUUGGAGUUGGCUACUGGACAAAAACCUCUUGAAGUUACUGCUGAUGAAGAGGGAUUCAAGGGUAAUUUGGUGGACUGGGUGAAUCAGCUCUCUGUUUCAGGUCGCAUUAAAGAUGCAAUUGACCAGAACAUGUGUGGUAAGGGGCAUGAUGAAGAGAUUGUGCAAUUCCUAAAAGUUGCUUGUAAUUCUGUGGUUUCUCGGCCCAAUGAUAGGUGGUCUAUGUAUCAGGUUUAUGAAGCACUUAAGAGCAUGGCUGAAAAACAGGGUUUCUUUGAACAGUACGAUGAAUUCCCGUUACUAUUUGGCAAAGAAGGUGCUACUAGCAGCCCUGUUUGAAGCCGGAAUUGCGACAUUAUUAAGUGUUCCACUCCCAAUGAACAUGAUGCAUCCUGUUGUAAGUUUUCAGUUCCUUUUGGUGUAAGUGGCAUGACACUGUUUUGAUUGGCUCAGAAGUACACCCUUUCAAUAUUUCUGUAUUAUAUUUGCAAAAUGCACAAAUCAUUCUCAAGUAUUUGCUUGCUUGAAAUUUGUAGUAUAGGAAGCAACUGAUAAAUGUUGUUCUUGUUUGUGAUUACUGUUGCGUAUAGAAUUAGAUGUUUGUAUUCAGAGUUUUCUCAACUGAACGUCUCAUUUAUUGGAAACUGUUCUAUAUUA
Messenger RNA from Solanum dulcamara, 2322 nucleotides. RefSeq names its product inactive LRR receptor-like serine/threonine-protein kinase BIR2. Gene Ontology annotation, biological process: protein phosphorylation. The coding region runs from base 187 to 2004 and encodes 605 amino acids. The record is from RefSeq and is a predicted model, not a curated record. The transcript has a single exon. NCBI's taxonomy places the organism in Eukaryota, Viridiplantae, Streptophyta, Magnoliopsida, Solanales, Solanaceae. Gene Ontology annotation, molecular function: protein kinase activity; ATP binding; protein binding.